GUGCGCAGUACAUCAACGUAUUCCUGGCUACCCAUCGCCCUUUCCUGUCUCCAUCGGCACUCCUCGACAUGCUACUCAGCCGAGAGGCACAUUUCAAGAACAUUGACACCCCGGACGGCCGCAAGUCCCGCCAACAAACCCUGUUCCUUAUUCUCCGCAUUGUACCGCUGUUGAGAAUGAAGCGUUACCAGCUGGACGGCACCGAGAUACCCAGUGAACUGGAGAGCAACGUGCUCAACAAGCUACAGAAAACUGUCUACAACCUCAUCUGCUUUGGACAACUCCAACUGGCGCUCAUGCUGCGGAACUCGCUGAUUAAAAAGGUACUCACACCCAUCCGGAAAGAUGCCUUGGAUCUGGUACUGGUCCAGACAAAAGGCAUGAAGCCACCGGAUGGAUCUCUGCGGAGUGCUCUCAUGAAGUUUUCCGCUAAGCAAGUGGCCAUGCAGAUUACGCUGAUUGACGACAUUUUCGUCCAAGGAAUAGAUAAACAAGAAAUGCUGCUUUACUCGCGCAAGCAGGAGAGCAAAGACGUUCCAACGUGGGACUCCUACACUCAACAUACCAACCGUGUACCCGCGUGGCUUGUGACGCGGAUAUUCGAGUCACCAAAGCAGCGUGAUCGCGACAAGUACUUCAAAUUCCUCCUCAAGAUUCUGAACGCGUUGAUGAAGCUUGGCAAUGUGUCCACGGCCAUGCAAACAUACUGUAUGAUGAAGAACAGAUGUGUGGAGCGCCUAUGGUGGGGCUUUUCAUAUGAUGAGUUGAUGGAGAAGAACACUCUUAGCAAGCUGAUCGACACCAGCAGAAGUUUUCAGAACUACCGCAACCACAUCAAAGAAGCCAUGAAGGAAAAAAAACCCGUCAUGUUGUUCCUAACGCGUAUGAUGGGUGACCUGACACUGACCAACCAAAACGAAAAGUACUUGCACACGGGAAACCCAGCUGAGGACGGCAAGUACUUGAACUAUUGCAAGCAGCUUCGGCAGUUCAGUAUCUUGUCUCAGUUCCAGAAAUCGCGACUCCUGGACUACACAUCGAAAUAUGGGGACAAGAAGAACCUGGAGAUCUGGAGUAUAUUCGACGGCUUCAGAGACGUCAUGAACAUGGAUGAGAUGUACGAUUCUUCGAAAAAGCUUGCUCCCACUGGUCGUCCGACUUAAUCGAACGCCUGGAGAGUGUGUGGUUGCGCGCUAGUGACGACCUGUCCGUGGGUGUUUGCCCUCGCUUUGCCAGCCAGCCUUUGUCCCGCUGCUACUAGGUCGCGUCUGUGUGUGAUGCAGACGCGAUGUGCGAACAUGGCAGCUGUCAACGGGGUCUUUGGCGGAGGUGGUGUUGUGCCCUCCGAUCAUCUGCCAAUGCUUCUUGUAGCAACACUGCACCUGCUGAUCUCGUAGCAACACUGCACCUGCACCUGCUGAUCGACUUGCUGUAGGGGUGACAGUACUGCUGCUACUCACUGACUAUCACUCGUGUUUGGCUGAGCACACUGCUCCGAUGUUGUGCACCGUGCAGUGUGGUGAUGAUGAUGAUGGUGAUCUAUCUGUUCUCUGUUUUCUGUCAAUGUAAUGAUGUCGUCCGUUGAGUUUGUCUUACGGUGGUGAUGCUUGGUGCGAAAGUCAUCGUCAUCGGGACGUGCUUUGACGUACAAAGCUGUCUUUUCGUCAAUUUAAUGUCGUCAGUGGUGUUUGUCUUACGCCGUGGUGGUGCUUGGUAUGUACGAGCUGCGUCGUCGUACACACCUUGGUCAAUAGCUGCCCGGGGUGAUUGCCAAGAUUGUAGUCAGGUGACAGCUACCGUACUGCUACCUGGUUCACCUCUGCACCACGUCCUGAUGUCAUGCUACAAUGUCAUUCCAUAUUGCAAUGAUGAUGUCAUAAUGAUGUCAUGAUGAUGUCAUUCUGCAGGAUCAGUUGGCAGUGGUAGUGAAUCGCUUCUGACAGGACUGCAACCCUAAGUAACAAAGACUGAUUCCAACCAUUGCGCGGACAUGGAGCGGCAUAGCAGUUUCGCUGGCAGUGUUCUGUACUUACCACCGUGCCAGUGAACGUUUCAAUGUACCAGUACUGCACUCUUAUUGAUCAGUCCUCGUUUACCGUGCCUCUCGUCGUAAGUUGUUGGAAGGAACAGGCCGUAAUGAGAUAUCUUGCUGUAACUGCAUCUUGAGCAUGCGGGCCCAUUUUUACUUGAUAGUUGCUAUGCAUUGCUGUUCUGCUGUACCCGUGGUGACCAACCGCCAGCCAAGUGUCUCUCCCUUGAGUUGACAUCAAUUGAUGGAAAGCCGGACAAGUGCCAUCUUGUGUUGUCAUUGUGGUUGAUAAUUCCGGUCCAGGUAAAGCUGUAUUCUGAUGUUUCUUGGCUGCGUGGCGGUUGCAUACAAUUUCGGAGCCCUGAAUGCUUUUGUCUAAGAGAUAUUGACCAAGACACCGUUUGUCUUGGUUUCAUUGUCUGGCCCUUACAUGUACUAUCGCACACAGGUGGGCUAUUUCAGUGUCUGGCCCGCAUUAUGUACUAUCGCUGACUCUAUUCCGGAUACUGCUCUGCAGUGUGCGGUUUGCCCUCAGACCGUGCACAUCACGGUCCACCGUUUUCUGCACCUGUCUGUGCUCACUGGUCAUGCCCUGUGCCGGCCGCCUGUGCCUCGCUGACUUGCCUGCAAGUGCAUGUGCUGAGAGAUCAGGGUCCUGGCCAUACUGUCAUCUGCUGUGUAGCCGUGGGCACGGUGCCGAAACGUUGUCACUUCAGUUGACGUCUCCAGCUCUGUGGUGCUGCACAUUAGCGCACUGCAUGCCACUGGUAGCCUCGUAGUGACGAUUCUUGCUCUGCGACACUGACAGUUGCAAACUUGCUCUGCAUGGCCACAACCUUUGCGCCGACUCCUGACCGGCCCAGUCAGCGGCUGGUGAAGUCACUCUGGACAUGUCAACUUUGCAAGUAUUCAGGCCGCCGCCAAGAGCCAAUUCCAAUCAUAUCUGAUGAUACUGGAUUUUGCUGUACAACUCUCUCACAAUGUUGUACCUGAGCCGAGCAGCCGCAACGCUUACGGUACUUCAAAGUACGCUGAUGAUGAUGUUGGCCAGAUCACGUUAUAUAUGAAUCGUCCACUUUCCAUUUUAUUUGCAAUUUAUCAAGUUUUUCUUUUCUUUUUUCGAAGCGAAUAUUUCUCCUUUGGUGUUGUCCCGUUUGUGUCCUUCAGAAAUCCACCUCAAAGGCUAUACUGCAUGGCUGUGAGCAGCUGACGUCAAAUUGCAAAAUUUUAACAAUUCUAUAAUUUUAUCCCCCUCCCCCUACCCCGCUUUUAUGGCACCACCUGACAUAUGGGCUGAUUUGUGUUAAUUAAAAUUAAUUAAAACAACGAUGUGUCGCUGG
Messenger RNA from Sycon ciliatum, 3369 nucleotides. Its product is annotated as proline-rich protein 36-like. Gene Ontology annotation, molecular function: guanyl-nucleotide exchange factor activity. The record is from RefSeq and is a predicted model, not a curated record. NCBI's taxonomy places the organism in Eukaryota, Metazoa, Porifera, Calcarea, Leucosolenida, Sycettidae. Gene Ontology annotation, biological process: positive regulation of GTPase activity; Ras protein signal transduction. Gene Ontology annotation, cellular component: plasma membrane.